AUGACCUCGGGCAAAGACAUGAAGGCGGGUUCGGUGUUGCAGUCCAGCGGCGAGGAGCGGAGGCGAGCCCCGCUGGAUCAGCUCCCGCCGCCGGCCAACUCCAACAAGCCGCUGACGCCGUUCAGCAUCGAGGACAUUCUCAACAAACCGUCCGUAAAGAAGUCGGUGGUGGCGAGCAUCUGUCCGCCGAGAGUGCUGGAGAAAGUGGCCGGAGCGAGCGCGGCCCGCAACGGCAUCAGCACGCCGUCGUCGCCGCUGUGCGCGCUGGAGGAGCUGGCCAGCAAAACCUUCAAGGGUCUGGAAGUCAGCGUCAUCCAGGCGGCUGAAGGUCGCGAGCACCUUAAUGCGUUCGGCCAGCGGCAGACGUCGAAGAAGCGGCGGAAGUCGCGGACGGCCUUCACCAACCACCAGAUCUACGAGCUGGAGAAGCGCUUCCUGUACCAGAAGUACCUGUCGCCGGCGGACCGGGAUCAGAUCGCGCAGCAGCUCGGACUCUCCAACGCGCAGGUGAUCACCUGGUUCCAGAACCGACGCGCCAAGCUGAAGCGGGACCUGGAGGAGAUGAAAGCGGACGUGGAGUCGCUGAAGAAGAUCACGCCGCAGACGCUGCAGAAGCUGGUCACCAUGGAGAGCAUCGAGGAGGCCCAGGCGGAGGGCGGGUCGCCCAGCGUCUCCCCAAGCUCGCACGGACACCAUGGCUUCCCGCAGUCGCCCUCCUCCUCCAGGGACCAAACCACGGACGAGUUCUCGGAGGACGACGAGGAGAUCGAAGUGGACGACUGAGCUGGGGUUCUGUGGACGAACCCGGGGCAUUUUUGUU
Synchiropus splendidus (mandarinfish) is the source of this 820-nucleotide messenger RNA. RefSeq names its product ladybird homeobox 2 (gene lbx2). Gene Ontology annotation, molecular function: DNA-binding transcription factor activity, RNA polymerase II-specific; DNA binding. The transcript has 2 exons. Gene Ontology annotation, biological process: regulation of DNA-templated transcription. The coding region runs from base 1 to 783 and encodes 260 amino acids. The record is from RefSeq and is a predicted model, not a curated record. Lineage: Eukaryota; Metazoa; Chordata; Actinopteri; Syngnathiformes; Callionymidae.